AAAGAAAUCAUUUAUAUAUUAUCACAUAGAUAAAAACGUUACAAAUAUAUACAUUUUUGUUAGGAAAAUAAAAUAAAUAUGUUCUUUGGGUAUCAAAGAGAGAACUCUUCAUCAUAACUUUCAAAAUUACAAGCACAUGGAAGAUAUAAGAACAACCAUGGAGUAAAAGCUGAUUCCCAAACAACAAAUUUAGCUAUGGUCUACGUCUUCGACUAAAAAAAGAUUGUACACACAUUGAUUAUACACAAAUCUCCUAGGUGUUUCUUACAUCAAACAACUCCUCAGAUAUAUAUAAAAAAGCAAAAAUAGUGGUUACAUUGACCAUAAAUUAAUAUAUGGUCAUUAUGGCCAGUCAAGUAGCCAAAGUCAAUGACUGCUCUACCACGAUCUCAGAGUUUCUAACGACUGAGUUAGAAUUAUUAUUCUUGGACAACUAAACAAAAGUUUAUAAAUUUGUAACCACAACUAAACAAAAACACUACUAUUUGUUUGAUAUUGUCUAAACAAAAUUUAUACACAAGUAGUCUAACAACCAGAUCUUUUUAAAGCACCUCGCAUUCUCUCAAAUCUAAACGAUUCUCAAGAACAAGAACAAAAAAAAAAAGAGCUACGAGAUGUCUUCGUCAAGGCCAGAACAGCACACACUCCAUCAUUUCAUCCAUAUUCAUCCAUUAACGAAGGUUGACGGAUAUGGCGAGUUCACAUGCGGUGGCUGCAAAACUUUUGGCUUUGGGAAGACCUACCGUUGCUCCUGGUGCGACUACAAUCUUCACGAACACUGCGCUACGUGCUCCCCUACUCUCUUCAGCUUCAUCCACCCACAACACGAGCUCAAACUAGUCUUUAGAGGACCAGAGCAAACGCACCAUGAAAAACGUAUGUGCAACAUCUGCGACGAACCAGCCGAAGGGCUCUUUUACCAAUGCCAUCCUUGUGGCUUCGACGUCCAUCCACUCUGCACACAGCUGCCUCAGCGCGUGAGACACGUGCCUCACUCCGCUCAUCCUUUAGAGUUGAGUCACUGGGGAGCGAGCAGCACGUGCAAGGUUUGCAGCGGUGCAAUCAGGUCUUGGCGGUACAAGUGUAGCCCAUGUGGUUUAGAUGUUCACAUGGAAUGUGUUAAUACGUCUGCAGCGUCAGUAGCAACAAUUCAGCAGAGGUGUUAUGGGCCACAACCGCAUUAUCACCCUUCUCAGUAUUAUCAUCCUUAUUACAAUCAUGGAUAUACAAACCAUCAAGGUCAGGUUCAAGAGUCCACUCCGAGCAUAGGAAGAAGAAUGUUUGUCAUUUUAAUGGCUCUAACCGUUGGGGUUAUCUGCAAUAUUGUCGCUGCGCCGGUCUCUGAUGCCUUUACUGGCGGCUUCUGAAAUGGCACGUCUCUUAUAUGCUGCCGUUAUAUAUGCUUAUUUUUAUCUAUUUCUUGUGUGGUUGUUUUUUUUUUCAAUUUUUUUUAUAAAUAUAUUAAAAAUGUAAUUAAAAAAUUUAAAAAGCAAGUGUUAUCACCACCACUUAUACGCAACAUGGUAUAGCCAGAACAUGAUCCAUCACACUGCAAAACCAUUCAACGUACCAUAAAUAUACAAUAUGUUAUCACUUAGCAGAUUCUACGUUAUGCCGCUUUUUCAGUCGAAUUUACAAGGAUUUAAUUAUCAUUUAGGUAUUAGUUUUAUUUCAAACUAACAAACAACCAUAUCUUGUCAUAACUUACCUUGUUAUGUGACACUUGUCUUGAUCUUUGUGAAUUUGAUCUUAAUUAUUAAUAUUUUGAUUUGGUGUAGCAGUGCUGAAGCUUUACUCUCCCACUCCCGAGCGUACGCGAACGUAAUACAUCUAACAAAUCCACUCAUCAGGACAUAGUUUUCU
Messenger RNA from Brassica napus (rape), 1863 nucleotides. RefSeq lists its product as uncharacterized. The transcript has a single exon. The record is from RefSeq and is a predicted model, not a curated record. NCBI's taxonomy places the organism in Eukaryota, Viridiplantae, Streptophyta, Magnoliopsida, Brassicales, Brassicaceae. Bases 615 to 1367 code for a protein of 250 amino acids.